UAACAAGAUGGCGUAUUGAAAAUUAAUAUAGAAUAGAGUAAUGAUAAAUUGAAAUAUCGAUGGCUGGAAGAGGUGCUCACCCCUUUUUCAAAUUUUUAUUUAUCCAUAACCUCGGAACAUCCUGUUGCGCGUGCGUGUGUCCAAAGGUUUUAACAACCGCUAAAAAUAAUAUUUUAACCAUAACCAGUUUUCCGUUUCAUAAGGAAACGAUCGUAAAACUGUCCUGUUUCCCUGGCAUUCCUUUAUACCUUCAUUUUCAUUUCGUCCCCAUUAAGGAUCGAGUUCGCGAUUUUAGUCCUAUCGAGGGGGUUCUCAUGCCGAUAGUUGAACGCGGCUAACGAUAUCGAACAUUGUCGUAAAUAAAUAUCGCGAUUACAUCCGACUCGUCUCGGUGUAUUACUCGUUUUGGUUACAAUAGCGAACCGAUAGCCAUUUUCCUUGCCGGUGGUGGGAGAGGAACCGGUUUGCGAACGCAUCGACAACAACCUUGGCAGUGGAAACAAUCGAAAUUACUUCGCCGCUUUCCAACGGAUCGAUUUAUUUUUUCCAACCCAACACUUGCCAAAACUCACCCGUUCCGAUUUUUCCCUCCUGAUUUAUCUUGAUUUUUGAUCCGCGUAACGGAUUGUUCCUUACGCAAUUCAGUUGGGAAAAUCGAUCGAAAAAAAUCUUGUUAAAUUCCAGGAAAGGAUUCGAGGCAUUCGGGAAAUCGGUGUCGCGACACGCUCGAAACAAGUUGGUUAUUUCUUGCGCGGUUGAUCGGGUGUCAACUUAAUUUCUGAGCUGCAUGGAUGAGUAUUUAAUUGGACGCUUUGUUCUCCUGCUUUUUCUCCAUCCCAUCCCGGGAAUCACGGAAGGAAUGUUAAUCCGGGAUAGACCAUGGACUCCCAACCUGUGCUAUGCACCUCUGCUUCUCACACUUUCGAUUAAUCAUUUUUCGCACCGCGCUUUAACUUUAUUUCUACUAUUAUCCUAUUGUUGUAUCAACUACUACUAUUAUUAUUACUAAAUCCUAAUUAUUGUCAUUUACUGCUCUCUUCCAUUAACGAUUGUUUAAAAUUUAUUAUUAUUACCGGUACACUAGCAAUACCUAUGGAAUGGAGGUGUAUAUUUACAAUCAUUAUAAAGAGAAAUGAUGGCGUCUAAUCGAAAGUUGGGAAGCACUGGGAUAGAAGGAAUAACGCGACGGCGGAGGGAGAGGGGGACAUUCUUAUCUCGCGAGAUCUCUAAUUAAAAAGAUUUCUCAUUGCCGCCUUGGCUUGGGUAGACAAGGAGAAAGAUCGGCGGCGAGGCUGCUCGAUCUUUGGGAUGCCGAUGCCCGGAUCGUUAAUCGACGCCGAUUCCGGUUAAUCGGUAAUUAGCGAUGCGGAUGCGGCAUCGAGCCGGCCAAGGAAUGAUUGAAAGGGAAUCGUUGAAUUGGAAAUAGACGAGGGUCGGCUCCAAUCCGCCAUUGUUCCUUUUGAAAUCAUCGAUCGAUUCGAGAUUGAUACACUCGAUACAUUCUUCCGUAAUCCCUUUUUCUCGUCCAUUCCAACCGUCUUCGCGAUUCUGUAUUUUCAUUCCAGUCGUUGCCCUAACCUUUUUUUUUUUUUUAAAUAAAUGGGACAGCUGAGUGUUUCGAAGUUGAAAUUGAAUAAUUGUCGAUAAUUGCGUGUUACCAUCUAUCGGUAACUCCGUCUCGUAUUUCACGAAUCGAUUAUCCCGAGUAAGUUGAUAAUUUAUUGAUAUGUAGCGUCAAGGUGUAAUAAUUAUUUGAAAGUUUAAGCAACGUUAAAAUUCAUUUCACGAUAUAAAUAAAUUUUGGAUCUCUGCAAAGUCACACAAAUUUCUUUGGAUUUCAUCGCGAUGUAUCUCGAAAAAUAAAAAGAAGUCUUACGGAGGGUAUUAUAUACGUAAGCGAAACGCAUGGUCCCCUUUUCGUGUACAGGAUACGCGAGGUGUGUUUUAAUUAGUGCACCGGAUGGCCGACCGAAUUUCUUCGGAUUACGUGGUGUUUUACGGUGGAAAGAGGGUCAGAGAUGCCUCGUACGAGGGCCGAGGUCCUGUUGGAUAUGUACGGACACGCAGAAGGAGGGAUUUCUCGUGCGUACGUGAUAUGCGUGGCUGGAAUGGCAGAAAAGUUACGCGAGGCGGCCGCACGUGGCGACGUAGCGCGGGUUGCGCGACUCCUUGACGAAGAUAUUAAGCCAUUGCCGGACGAAAAUGGGAGAAGUCCUCUGUUACUGGCUGCAGCAGCUGGCCACGUGGAUGUCUGCGAAACUUUGCUUCUUAGAGAAAUCGACAUCAAUGCCGCGGACAAUACUGGGGUGACGCCAUUGCAGAGAUCUGCAUCGGAGGGCCAUUUGGAAGCGGUGGAAUUAUUGUUGAAACACGGUGCUGACGUCGCUCGCCAAGACACCGUGCAUGGAAAUUCAGCUUUGCACGAGGCGUCGUGGCGAGGAUACAGCAGAACCGUGGCAGCCCUGGCCAAGGCUCUGGGGACCCAACGUGCACCCUUGCACGCGAGGAAUCUCGCUGGAUUCGCGCCGCUCCACCUCGCCUGCCAAAAUGGACACAACCAAAGCUGCCGCGAGCUCCUGCUGGCUGGUUGCAAUCCCGACCUUCAAAACAACUACGGGGACACGCCGCUACACACGUCUGCGAGGUACGGCCACGCAGGUGUUACGAGGAUCUUGAUCUCCGCCCUUUGCCGUGUGUCUGAUCAAAACAAGAACGGCGACACGGCGUUGCACAUCGCGGCGGCGAUGGGACGUCGAAAGUUGACGAGGAUCCUGCUGGAGGCGGGCUGCGACCGUAGCCUGAGGAACAAGCAAGGGGAGACCGCGAAGGACAUAGCGAGGCGCAAGAACCUCGCCGAGAUAUUGGAGAUAAUCGGUAAAGCGCGAAGCAAGAGCAGAGCCCGGAGCAAGAGUCGCGAGGAGGAGGCGACGCCGGCGACUCCGGCCGACAAGGUCGACGGGAAGAGCGGGAGCAAGAACGAGAAGAAGCGAGAGAAGACCGGUAGUGGGACCAGCGGGAGCAGGGACAGUUGCGGGAAGAAGGAGAAAAAGAAGCACAAAUCAUCGAGUAAGCAGAACAAGGUCCACUUCGAGAAGGCCGUGAUGGGCAGACAGUGGUCCCCCUACGGGUGCCAUUACUAUCCCGAUCCGGAAGCGUUUCCCCAACCGCGUUUGGACUCGUUGCCGCCGGACCCGUUGGGCCGGGGAGAGCAAUAUUACCUGGACUUGGCGGGAAAUAUCAGAAAGGGGCCCGUGGGGGUGGGGUACACGUGCUACUGCGCCCCCUUCUUCAGGCACAUGGAGGCGAAGCUGGAGAGGGACAAGGCGGAGCUGAAGGCGCACAUAGAUCAGGCCCACGAAAGGUUGGACUUGAAGGUGGCCAAUCUGGAGAGGAGGACGAGGGGGCAGAUAUCGGAGCUGACGAGAUGCGUGGCGGCGGAGAGGUCGAGGUGCGACGAGAGGCACUUGCACCUUCAGCAGCGUCUUUCGAGGGGCGGGAAAGGGAGGCACAGCGAGAGGCCGGCGAAAACAUCGUCGGCGUUCGGCAACGACCAACAAUUCCCACCUGCUCGGGCGAGGUCGUUGGAGGAUCUUCUAGACGACAGGCCUCACGAUAGAAGCUUCGAGAUCCCGGGAGAGACAUCGAUUCAUCGUGGCAGCUUGGACGAUCUUGAUAUUCCCGCUAUACCGAGGCUGAGCAAGUCGAUGAGGGAUCUUCCCUCCGGUUCUGGCGUCUCGAGGUCAACGCUUAGGGUACUCGACGUGCCUGCCAGAUUGAACGAAACGUUCGACGGGGUGAUCAAGCAGGAUCGAAGCUCGCCGCUAGGCGCCGCCUCCUCGCCCUCCAUUGGAUCCAGGCAACAGGUCCAUCAGCAACGCGAUCUAUCAUCUCGAGAUCAUGGCGUAAAUUCGUGCCAGGACGAGAGCAACGCGGCGAGGAAGAACGAGGAUACCUCGAACGAGUGGAAAUCUUCCGGACGACGAAGCGUUCAUGAGAUGAUUAAGCGAUUUCAACAAGUACCUGGCAUGCACAACGGUUGGAGGGGGCCGCGUUCUGGAAGUAGCGAACCCACCAGUCCGGAGCACAGUCAGUGUUCUCAAAAUCAAAGGGUUCAACCGCAGGGUGGUGUAGGAAAUACGUGGCGUGGCGAAGGGAAUGACAGCGAAAGCAGCGAAGGAGAUGACGAGCAACCAGAAGCAUUGAGCGGAGGGAUCUCUGGAAAAGGAGUGAUAUCGGAGCACGUGCAUUACGACAGCAUCGCCAGAAUGCCAUAUAGGUCCCGUAAUGCGGUUUAUAGCCCAACGCCGCCUUUGCAUGACGCGCACAAUGAUUCCGGAUACAGCACUCGCAUGUAUGGUUCCAGCAAAGGUGCUUCACCUUCGUUAUCAGGUCAAUUAGAGUGCGAUGUAAUUCUUCCGACUAAUCCAAAAGCAUUUCCAAGUGGAGAACAAUUGGCUGCGCUCUUAGAACAACCGAGAAAUCACGAUCUUACAGUGUACGAACGCGGUGCCGACAACUGUGUUAUCAAUAUUGGAACCGCGAGUCUCGUUUAACGCGUACGCGUAAUACUAUAAUACGUUAUUUGGAAACAAAUUCUUACACAAUUCUUCCAAAGACAUCGAUAUUUUAUAUAUAAAUACUCUACUCAGGUGUUAAUGUAAUUCUUUUUAAAAAUGAUAUGUAUAAAAUUUAAGAUUCUCUUGUACAAAAUGAUUCUCGUUUCAAAGAAUAGAACGUUGUCGUUUUGUAAAUAACUUGUAGGUAUAUGUAUGUUAAAUAUUUUUAAUGUAUUCGAAUCUCUUUUUUUAUACGAUCACGAUCGUAUUUAUUGUCACGAGAAAUUUCAUUGAUGAAAUUCUAAAAAGAUAAAAAGAAAAUAAAAGUAUUAAAAGAGAAAUGGAGUAGAUUAAGUAUAGAUAAUUCUUUUUUAAUCGGUAUGUAACGCUCUGAUGAACGAUUAAUAUCAUCUUCGUAACAGGAAAAAUUACUUACCUAUAAAUUGCCAUGUACUGCCAACGAUAGAUUGAAUUAUAUCUAUUUAUUAUCUAAA
Molecule: messenger RNA, 5050 nt
Organism: Apis cerana (Asiatic honeybee)
Lineage: Eukaryota; Metazoa; Arthropoda; Insecta; Hymenoptera; Apidae
Gene: dgo
Product: ankyrin repeat domain containing protein 6 diego
Molecular function (GO): protein binding
Source: RefSeq, a predicted model, not a curated record